AUGCCGAAAGCUAUUUCUUCUAAAGACUCUCUUUCUUUCGCAUUUCUCUGCUCCCGGGCCGCAUACCAGAGGCGCUCUGAAGUAAUUCUACAUUGCCCUCUGGAACAUCACAUGAGGCAACCGAGAAUGCUGGCACAAACAACACGACAAAAGGUUUUAGUUGGUCCUCGGCUGCUUAAGCCCUCGAAGAUCGGACAAAGGAGCGUUAGAAGAUUUCCUGAUAAGAGCUCUCUUCAGAGGGCCGAAGAGUUGUCGAGGAAAGAACCCGUCACGCACGUGUUCCUCAACGCGUUGAAGAGGACUGGAAGCGUUCGAGGAGAAGACAUCCCGUACGCCCUGGGACUGCCCCUCACCGGAGGACUGCCGCACUUCCCCCAGAACUACACUGCCGAAGACAUCGCCGUGUCCAAGCGCUUCAUCCACUACCUGGCCAACUUCGCCAGGAAAGGCUAUAAGGGUUAUAUUCAACUUUCGAUCAGCACCCGAAUACGAGAACGUAAAAGUAAAAAUUGUAUUGAUUGA
Molecule: messenger RNA, 522 nt
Organism: Nezara viridula (southern green stink bug)
Lineage: Eukaryota; Metazoa; Arthropoda; Insecta; Hemiptera; Pentatomidae
Source: the annotation of a GenBank genome assembly